AUGACUAUUGGAGACGUAAAAUCUGCUCAGGGCCUCAACGAAUUGAACAAAUAUUUAGCUGAGAGAAGUUAUGUGUCUGGUUACACCCCCUCUCAAGCUGAUGUUCAAGUAUUCCAAGAGGUAGGCAAAGCACCAUCAGCCAGCUUACCACACGCCCUACGUUGGUACAACCAAAUCGCCUCGUACACACCCGCAGAACGUAAAGCCUGGGCUGCUGGUGUCAGCCCUCUGACAGCUGGUGGCAAAACCACAACCCCAGCGCCCGCUAAACCCGCCGCUAAAGUUGACGAUGAUGAUGAUGAUGUCGAUCUUUUCGGCUCUGGUGACGAAGAAGAGGAUGCGGAAGCCGCUAGAGUCCGUGAAGAGCGUUUAAAGGCCUAUGCUGAUAAGAAGUCAAAGAAACCUGCCCUCAUUGCCAAGUCCUCGAUCCUGCUGGAUGUAAAACCCUGGGAUGAUGAAACAGACAUGAAAGAAAUGGAAAAACAUGUCCGCUCUGUUGAAAUGGAUGGUCUUCUAUGGGGUGCUUCAAAAUUAGUACCAGUCGGUUAUGGAAUCAACAAGCUGCAAAUCAUGUGUGUCAUUGAAGAUGAUAAGGUGUCUGUGGACCUUCUCACUGAGAAAAUCCAAGAAUUCGAAGACUUCGUCCAAUCUGUAGAUAUUGCUGCAUUUAACAAAAUCUAA
Molecule: messenger RNA, 681 nt
Organism: Chilo suppressalis (striped riceborer)
Lineage: Eukaryota; Metazoa; Arthropoda; Insecta; Lepidoptera; Crambidae
Source: the annotation of a GenBank genome assembly